Messenger RNA from Geosmithia morbida, 819 nucleotides. Its product is annotated as Methyltransferase domain. The record is from RefSeq and is a predicted model, not a curated record. NCBI's taxonomy places the organism in Eukaryota, Fungi, Ascomycota, Sordariomycetes, Hypocreales, Bionectriaceae. The transcript is spliced from 4 exons. Bases 1 to 819 code for a protein of 272 amino acids.
AUGGCCGGACAACAAGACCACUGGGACUCUGGAGAAUACCAAAAUUCUGCUUCAUUUGUGGCCAAGUUGGCCGGCAAAGUUGUAGAAUGGCUUGACCUACAGAAAGAUGAUUCCGUGCUGGACAUUGGAUGUGGUGACGGCAUCCUGGACCUGGAAUUUUCCAAGGUUGUGGCCCAGGGGAAAGGAUCAGUCUACGGCUUCGACAGCUCAGCGGCCAUGAUUGAGGCGGCGCGGAAGCUGUGCUCCGGUACGAACAAUACGACAUUUGCAGUCCUGGACGGUGGUGAGAUCUCAUCAGACCCAUCCCUCCAGAAGGGCACCUUUACCAAGGCCUUCUCCAACGCAGCGAUGCACUGGAUCCUAGCCGCCCCAGCGGCCCGUGAGACCUUCUUCCGGGACGUGCACGCUUCGCUGGUCCCCGGCGGCAUCUUCGCCUUUGAGAUGGGCGGCCUGGGAAACGUGGCCGAGAUGCGCACGGCCAUCCUGAUGGCGGCAGCGCGACGUAUCGGGCUCGACAAGGCGAAAGCAGCGGAACCCUGGUUCUUCCCUGACGAGGAGUGGGUGUCUACCGCCAUGAAGGAGGCCGGAUUCCGCGUCGACCGCGUGGAAAGGGAGUGGCGUCCGACCAAGGCCGACAAGGGCGGCGUGGAGGGGUGGGUGAGGCUGUUUGGGAAGAUUGUCCUCGAGCAGUUGGAUGAGAAGGAUAGGGAGGAUGUUGUCCGUGAGGCGGCGGAUGUGCUCAGGGUGGUGUGCAAGAUGCCCGGGGACGGAGAGAUGAUUAGCUAUGUCAGACUCAGGGCUGUGGGGACAAAGAUCUAA